CAUUGAUGUGCGAAAGUAUCUCCCCAAAAUUAAACUGUCGGUACUCGAAGCACAGAACAACAGUUAAGCGCUAGGCAUGAGUGAGUUUGCCAUUUUUAUGUUAAAUUCGACGAAAUCUUGAAGUCUUUACUUUGCAAAAUGCUUAAAUAAUAUAAAGUAAUUUUAUCCUUAUAUGAAUUGAUUACUUUUUUUAUGGCCAGUCUGAUGAUAUAUAUAAUCAAUGUUUUUAAAUCGUUGAAUAUAAGACAUCAAAAUGCAAAAGUGGUUCUAAAAUGUGCAGGAUCUUUUUACAUACAGUAGAGUUCUUGUAAAAUCCUGUAAUUUUUACAUUCUUUCACAAAAAUAUAUACUUUCGUAGAUAUUAAUGUCGUGUCGUUAUAAUGGACAGAACAUUUAUUUAUUAGAUAGCUCACGUAGCAUUUAAAUGUAUUUAACUGUAUUUACAAGGAGAACUCGCCAAAUAAGAAACACAAAUCAGAAUUAAACUUUAAUACUACAUUCUGUGGAGUAACAAUUUUUUCGUCAUUAAGAAAUUAAGAUAACGGAUUGAGCAGCGAUUCUUGGUUCAGCUAAUGGUUCGACAUUACAUAAAUUGUAGAUUGUUGUUGAGAUAUUGACCCGGUUCGAAUUACCGAAAACCAAUUAAUUAGAUAAAAGCUAAUAUGAGGUCAAAAAAUAUAAUUCCGUGAAAGAUGGAAGGAUUAUUAUUGUUCAAUUUUGGAUACUCGAUUAAUCGAAAAAUUUGUUGUCAUGCAUUAGAUAGAUAAGAGUAAUUAAAUUUCCAUUCCAACCAAAAAUUUGAACGCACACAAUAUCCAUAUAUUAGAACGAAAGAGCAAACAGAUGGAUUUGAAACCCCGAUAAAAAAAUCCUUACGGAAAAAAACACUUUAAAAAACACCGAAAAUAAUUCUCGACUUAAGUGUUAUUUCGGACACUUAACUUUAAUGUAACCCUCAACUCGAGAAUUAAUUUCAUUAUUAUCAUUUUCAAUUUGAGUUAAUAUGAAUUACUCUUAACCCUUUAAAGCCGGGAUGGAUACUUAUUUUUUAUUCUUAUCCUCAACGCAGUAUCUCAAGAUCAAAAACUAAUUUUAAAAAUACAAUAUGGCGAUUUGCCUGGUUCCAUCGCGUAACUUUAAUUCAUAGAAAUUCGAAGUUUCUUUAAAACUAAUGUGUAAAAACAGACUAUCUAUUUUGUACCAAGUGUAAAGAAUAUUAUUGCAAAGAAUGCUUUUCCCAUAUUCAUUUGAACUGAAUAGUUUUUGAGUAUUUUGAUUUAAAAAUUUCGAUAUUUGUAAAAAAUAAAAACUAAAAAAAUUUUUUAAACAACAAAUAUUACAAUAAAAAAAUAAACGAAAAAGAGGCUCUCUUAAGUGAGAGCCGGACAACGACAAAUUUUGCUACUUAUCUUUUGUCUACUAAGAAAUGUGAUUUUUCAACACUCGAUCAGAUCUACAAUGCUCAACUGUAGAAUUGGUUGAAUUCAAUGUUUAUUUAAUUUAUUCUUCUGGAAUUAGAACGCCCAUUUUAUAAUUGUAUUUGAUAUGCUUGUAAAGCGAGUGUGCGUGCGCGUGUGUGUAAAUAUUACACAAUCACCAGUAGUCUGUUUUUACACAUUAGUUUUGGAGAAACUUCGAAUUUCUAUGAAUAAAGUUACGUGAUGGAACCAGGUGAGUCGCCAUAUUGGAUUUUUAUUUUUUUAUUAGUCACACAUGGUCUAAAAAUGCAUAAUCUGACGCUUAGAUAUGCAAAAAAUCAGUUUAGUAAAUAUUUGAAAACAUUCUUACUGUUUUAUAAUGCUAUGAAGAAAAUUUUCACCUUUUAGCAGCCAUUUUAGAGCCGCCAUCUUAAAAUUUCGAUAAACUAAAAUUACUAUCUUAAAGUUCAGACAUUUUUGACGCGAUAUUUUUACUUCUUAGAGCUUCUCUGAAGGGCUAUCCAUCAUAUUGCUCAUAUCUUUUUUGGAUUAAAUUUUUGAUUAAUUUACGCUACGGCAUUUGAAAGAGCGACUCAAAGACAUAAGAAAUGACCCUAGCAAAAUUUUUAAAAUUAGUUUUUGAUCUUGAGAUACUACGUUGAAGAUAAUGGAAAAAAAGUGUCCAUCCCGGCGUUAAAGUGUUAAGUAAAAGUAACAUUCAUAUUAACUCUCAAGUUGAAAAUAAAAAUAAACUGAAUACAUAGUUUAAUGAAUAAAUUACAAUUAACACUUUACAGUCUAUGAAUCUACACUCUGAUAUAAAAUAUUAAUUUAAGAUAUUUCUUAAUACAUAAUCACAAUGAAUAUACUAUCGGUGAUUUUUGUUAACUUGUUAAAUUUUUGUUAAAUUGUUCGUUGUUUAUUCUGACCAUUACUUUCGAUCAUUGCUUUUUACUAUUUGGUGGAAGGGAGAGCAAUCCUGAUAAUUAGCUUUUCCUAGAAAAAGUCAUGCGAUAUCAACGCUUGCUUUCAUUUCAUGCAAAUCGUUAUUCGUUUAUUUAAUUAAAAUUAUAAUUAGUAGGUGGGGUAUUGGCACUCGAAGUAUCAGCCAUUCCUGCGAAGUGCGAUCUUAUUCAAUUUUUGAUAGAAUUCUUAUCGAGUUUUUAUUGAAUGUUUUUUAAGUCGCCAAUGUUUACCGUUGGCUGAUGUCCAUGUCGCUAAUUGUUAUCAAAAUAUUACGGGUCUUCUCAGAAAAUAAUUAUGAUAAAACAUCCACGAUCGCCUUCGUCUCGUGACGUCAUCUCCCCUCAUCAUCGAAAGUUCUCCCGCUCACCUUGGGUUAGAACCAGGUCUGUAAUAUUGCUUCUCUCAUUUGAAGUUUUCGCGCUAAUCUGUUCGGUUGUGUCGAUAAGCACGUAUAAAUGGUUUCAAGUCCAACUGCGUGUUUACGUUCUCGCGGGAAACGAAUGCGGAAGAUAGUUACAUUAAUAACAAUGUAGCAUGGAACAUACUGUAAAUCGAUCGAUUGAGCGAUUACUACUAUUUACUUAAUUAUUUACAAAGACAACACGAUAAUUCGUUUAAGCAUACAAAUGAAGAAGUGCCGCAGACGAUCCAUCGUUUAACUCCGAAAAAGAUAAAAUAAUUGGUGUGUGAAUUAGGGAAAGAACUAGGUUUUAAAAUGUAACUGCAAGGUAUCUGAAGUAAUAAUCGGAAAGUAGCAGUUUGAAACAUAACAUGGAGUGAUGUCCAGAAAAAGAAGAAUAAUAGAGAGAGAGUGUUUGUAUUGAAUAAACGAUUAGUUACAGUUUUACGCUACUAUGUCUACAACAAGGUUCGUUUUGCUCAGUCUGGUAUUAUACUGGACAAGAGCAUCGUCACACUUGACGAAAUGUUGCCCAUCAGGAGAGAUAUUCUUAGAAAAUUCCACCUUAAAGUGCGUUUCAGUACCAAGAAUCGCGAUACAGCUUUAUGCUCCUGAAUGGAACAUCACUACAAAUUUUCCAAGAAUCCCUCAAUGCGACGGAUCCGAGAAUCUUAUGACAACGCUACUCGAAGAUCUCGAUUUCAACAAUUCCUUAGAGAUACCAGGUUGCGUCGAAAUACUUCACAAGCAAAUAACGAAAGAGAGUAUCGUAAUAGUCGUUUAUUGUCGAUCAAAUAAAGAUCGACAAAAGACGGUAAUUAACGCAUCCUUUCCACAACUCCUACACAUCAGAAAAUGUUGUCCUCACGAUACAGUAUUCGACAGUCACACAAAGGCUUGUGUGACCCGAUUGAGGAAAUCGGAAAGUUUUGGAAUAUUUUUGCUAAAAAGAUCGGUUGAUGCGGAAGUUGUAGUGAAAGCUACCGAAGGUCCACCCACGUGCAAAGGACCAAUCGUCGAUUACAAAAUUGAAGAAAACGAUAUCUUUCUACGGAAUAAUACAUAUUCGGUGAUGAUUCCAGUGUUCAAUAAUAGUAUUAUCAUCAAAAAGGAACCGGUAAUCAAGAAUAACAUUUGUCUCGAGAUGACGCCAAAUUUUACAUCUGAUCGAAUAUUAAUAGCCCGUGUCUGCAAAGAACCAGAAUUUUGCGAUAUAAAUCCUUGCAUCAGAAAAUGCUGUCCCGACAAUAAAUUUCUUUACACCAAUGGAUGCGAUAAACUCGUUAUAUCGGACAAACCUACGGAAUUUUACAAAACUUUUGUCAUGAAUCAAACAAAUUUGUUCACUUUUGACAUAACUGAAGAAUAUGGUGUUCUGAUCGAGUAUCCAUUUGAUUGUAAAUAUCCAUCACUCAUCGAUCUAACAAAAAAAGGACAAGGUCAGUGGAUGCUGACAACAAAAGGACACGUUUUAGUUGAUAAUAUUGUAUAUGACAAGUACUGUAUGGAUAUCUUCCACAACAAAUCGGAAUUCGGUAGCUUUCAAUACAGCUUUUCUUUGUUAAAUUGUAUGGAACGAGAAACAGAGGUAUAUUCAAUGAGCACUGACAGGUUGUUUCCCGCAUGGAUAUUCAACUAUCUUUGUCUAUUGAUGACAUUAUUAAUGUAUGCAUGCUGGCCAAGUCUGCAGAAUUUUCACGGAAAAAUGUUCAUGUGCUAUCUAAUCAACCGCCUGCUGAUCUCUGUAGUCGCUUAUAUCAGCACUUGGUUCACGCCCGGUGACCCUGCUAAUAAACAAAUUUUGACAACGUGUAAAGCUUUAGGUUACAUAAAGUAUUUUUUUGUUCUAUCGACAUUUUUUUGGCUUAACAUCAUGUGCUUUGACAUAUGGUGGACUUUUGGAGCUGUACGUGAAAAUGCAAUUAUAAAACGCAAGCAUAUAAAAAGAAUUCUGUUAUAUUGUUUAUAUGCAUGGGGCAUGUCUUUUUUGCUUUCAAUUCUCGUUAUUGUUGCCAAUAAUACGGAUAUCUUGCCAGAUUAUCUACAGCCCAAUAUUUGUAGCAUAUUUUGUUGGUUUACAGAAGAACAAGAUUCGUACAGUGAAUUAAUUUUUUUCUUUAUACCGAUGGUGAUUCUUUUAAUAUCCAACGUGGUGUUCAUCACUCUCACAUCGAUGUCUUGUAACAAGAUGGAAGCUGAGUUUAAAAGAUUAAAUCCUUAUGGAUUCUGGAAGCACACGAUUUUGUUUCAAUAGGGAGAGAUUCGUCAUGAACAUCAAACUGUUAAUUUUUCUAGAAAUAUUUUGGAUCUUUGAUGCAGUGAGGAUCUAUUUACUUAAAUAUUUAGAUGAGAAGCACUGGACAGUGCAAAUAUUUGACUACAUUAAUGUUGUCUACACGUAUCUUGAAGGUAUUCUGAUAUUCAUUUUCUUUGUCUUGAAGAAACGCGUGUAUCAAGAGCUUCGCCAACGAUUGGGAUUAUAAGACAUCAAGUAGAAACCUUGAUGUGCAACGUGACUUUUCACAAUGCACAUAUGUUAAAAAAAAAAGUAUAAUAUCAUGACUAUGGCUCAAUUGAUUGCACUGAGGAAACAGUGCUAUUUUUUUUCAAUUGAACGUCAAAAUUAAGUCACAUAUUAGUUUCUUUUGUCGUUAAUAAGACGUUAGAAAAUAAUGUCUCAUGUAACAUAUUGAUGUAACAUAUCGACAUCAUUUUCUUAACUUAGGACGUCUAAUUGGUCAUUUUAUGGCCAAAAUUUAUUGUCAUUUUGUUACUUAGUUGUUAUAUAGACUAUAAAUGAAUUAAUCUUAAUAAAUGGACUUGUUGAGAUUUUAUUUAUUCGCCUGCUGCAUGUGAUUGUGAAAACAAAUUUUACAUUUCCGCAAGAAUUUUUUUUAAUAUUAAAAAAUUAAAAAACUAUUUUUUUAUAAAGAGUAAUUUUUUUUGCAUAUGUUUCACUUUAAUAAUUGUCUUGACUAUGUUAAAAUUACAAAUCUUUUUCGAAUACCAUUUAGUUAUUUCUCGAAAGGUUCAACAAAUACUCGGAAAUUUUUUCGAUUCCUAAUACGUCAUAAUUUACGCAUGAGAAUCGCAAAAACACGCUUCAUAACCCAUAGUGCAUAAACUUAAUGUUCAUGAAGUAUUGCACGCGAGGGUUACAUGAAACUUUGAUCAUUUAUUAAUUCAGUAAAUACUUUGCUACAUAGAAAAAAAAGUAAUUGAUCAAAUAAAAUGUCUUGUUACGGGCUACCAACAAAAGAUAUACUUAAUACAAUAUUAAUAUAAUAUUUGCUAUUAAUGCAAGUACAACGGUCUUGAUUGAAUUACGAUGUUGAUAUCGCAAUAGCACACGGAGAGAAUUUUCUCUUAAAAAUUACCCUGAAAAUCGUGGUAAU
Monomorium pharaonis (pharaoh ant) is the source of this 6179-nucleotide messenger RNA. RefSeq names its product G-protein coupled receptor Mth. Gene Ontology annotation, cellular component: membrane. Gene Ontology annotation, molecular function: G protein-coupled receptor activity. NCBI's taxonomy places the organism in Eukaryota, Metazoa, Arthropoda, Insecta, Hymenoptera, Formicidae. The transcript has 10 exons. Gene Ontology annotation, biological process: cell surface receptor signaling pathway. Bases 3239 to 5038 code for a protein of 599 amino acids. The record is from RefSeq and is a predicted model, not a curated record.